GCUUCGACCACUGGAUGGCAUCGAUGGCACGGCUUCCUUUUGCCCGACAACGCGGAAAUGUUGUAAAAUUUGUUCCAUCAGAGUCUCCGUAGAACAAACCUGCCACUCUGUUGAGAGACAAUUAUUAAGCUAUCUGCUCUCACAGUGUAGCUCAGUCACGCUACCACUACGAGAGCUUGUGUUAUGGUUUGGACUCAAAGAUGACCUACAGCCUGAGCGUAUGAACGACAGAAAAUCUUCCACUUAGCAGGUCAAAUUUGAGGUUCCACACAGGGUGACCCAUGCUGUCUGAUGAGCUGGACUCCAAACCAGAGCUGCUGGUGCAGUUUGUACAGAACGCGUCCAUCCCGUUGGUGCAGGGUCUGGAGGACUCAGAGUCCAAACACUCCUGCCUGCCUCUGCUGGCUCCAGCUGAGAGCUCACUGUGCAGCCCGCUGGAGCUCACAGAUGGAGGCCUGAGUCAUGAGCCUGUGAGUUCUCCCUCGCUGUCAGAGUUUGGAGGGGUGUCAGAGCGGAACCCUUUAGUGGUCCAGACACACUCUCACCCACAGGCUUCGCCCAGCCCCACGCCCAUCCUCCAUGACUUACAACAGUCAGACAGCACUUCCUAUGUCCUGCUGAACCUCGCAAAAGGCAUCACAGCCUCCUCAGAGUCCCUGAUCUUCGCCGCAGAUGGCGCCGGGGAGGACGAUGAUGAGGGGGUCUCAUCAGGGGAUUAUGGGAUAGAUGGUAGUGCUCCCUGGUAUCUGCGGGUACAGGAGCUGGCACAUGACAGCCUGAUUGCUGCCACACGGGCACAGCUUGCAAGAGAUGCCAAGGCCAGCCAGGACGCCAGAGCUUCAAGUGUCACUAACGGUGACCACACACACAGUUUUACAGCAGACGGGGACAAGCGAGAGCUGCCAUCUCGGACCAGCCGCCCCCUCUCCAAGCAAAUCCUCCGCUGCUCGUUUGAGGGUUGCUGCAGGACGUUCACCUGGCCGGCUCAUCUCAAAUAUCACCUCAAAACACACAGGAAUGACCGAAUGUUCAGAUGCAGCGCAGAGGGCUGCGGGAAGAGCUUCUAUGUGCUGCAGAGGCUGCAGGUCCACAUGAGGACUCACAACGGCGAGAAGCCCUUCAUCUGCAAGGAGAAGAACUGCGGCAAGAAGUUCACAACUGCUGGAAACUUGAAGAAUCACAAACGCAUACACACAGGGGAGAAGCCUUUUCUAUGUGAAGCAGAUGGUUGUGGGCGAUCCUUCGCAGAGUAUUCCAGCCUACGGAAACACAUGCUUGUACAUUCUGGUGAGAAGCCUCAUCACUGUGGGAUCUGUGGGAAGACUUUCUCUCAGUCUGGCAGCAGAAACGUCCACAUGAGGAAGAGACAUGGAGAGGAGGGGCUCAGCAGCGAAAGCAGAGAAACAGGAGAGGCUCUGACACAAAGUAGCCUGCUGGAGGCAGACGGUGAGAACGGAGAUGGUAUGGUCACCAUGACAACAACCGUGGAACCCAUGAAUCUUCAUCAUGCCAUGCUGAGAUCACCAGGCUCUGCAGACUCAGUGGUAGUUCUUUCUCAGCCACAUGAGCUGGUGACCAUGACCACCGAGGGCCAUGCAUAUGGAGAAGAUGUGGUGGCUCUGCUGUAGUCUGCCAUGACAAAUGUCACACACUGCCUACAUAUAUCUGUAAAUAGAAUAAUCACUGACUUUAACACCUGUAGAUAUUUGUAAUUAGCAACCAAUGAGGUUUUAUUUUGACAAGUGUGAAAGGUCAGAGUUUAUACAAACAACCUUUUUCCUCAAGUUUUUGAAAACAAAUACUCCCAAAGAAAUGAGACGGGUUUUAAAAGUUUAUUAUAAUAUAAUUACCAUGCAUUGUUCUGUGCAUCAUCAUUGGAAACAAGAGGUCUGAGCCUGAAAUGCAGUGAUGCUCUCAAAUGAACAGUGAGUGCCACUUACAGUUAGGUCCAUAAAUAUUUGGACAGUGACACAAUUUUUGUAAUUUUGCCUCUGUACUCUACCAUGAGGAAUCUGAAACAAACUGAUCAAGAUGUGAAUGAAGUGUAGACUUUCAACAUUAAUUCAAAGGGUUUAACAAAAAUAUUGCAUUAAUCGUUUAGAAAUUACAGCCAUUUUUAUGAAGUCGCUCAUUUUCAGAGGCUUAAAAUUAAUUGGACAAACCAACACAAUAAGGAUUAUAUUUAAUACUUGGAUGAAAACCCUGUCCAGCCAAUGACUGCCUCAAGUCUGGAACCCAUGCACAUCACCAAAUACUGAGUUUUGUCCUUUGAGAUGCUUUGCCAGGCCUUUACUGCAGCUUCCUUCAGUAGCUGCUUGUUUGUGGGUCUUUCUGCUCAGUUUUAUCUUCAGUACUUGAAAAGCAGACUCAAUUGGAUUUUGGUCAGGUGACUGACUUGGACAUUGAAGAAUAUUCUAUUUCUUUGCCUUGAUAAGUUCUAGCGUUGCUUUCGUAGUAUGUUUUGGGUCGUUAUCAUCUGUACUAUGAAGCCCUGUCCUGUUAGUUUUGCAGCAUUUGGCUGAAUCUGAGCAGAUAGUGUAGCCCUGUACACUUCAAAAUUUAUCCUGCUACUUCUACCAGCAGUCACAUCAUCAAUAAAC
Messenger RNA from Xiphias gladius (swordfish), 2600 nucleotides. It is a transcript of the gene znf410, whose product is annotated as zinc finger protein 410. Gene Ontology annotation, biological process: regulation of transcription by RNA polymerase II. Lineage: Eukaryota; Metazoa; Chordata; Actinopteri; Istiophoriformes; Xiphiidae. Gene Ontology annotation, cellular component: transcription regulator complex; PcG protein complex. The transcript has 12 exons. Gene Ontology annotation, molecular function: DNA-binding transcription factor activity, RNA polymerase II-specific; RNA polymerase II cis-regulatory region sequence-specific DNA binding. Bases 282 to 1628 code for a protein of 448 amino acids. The record is from RefSeq and is a predicted model, not a curated record.